CGUCCCCAUUGGUUGGCGCCCCUAUUGGUUGGCGUCCCCGCCGGCACAGCGCGACGCGGGGCCAUGGCGGGGCCGAACGGGGACCCGCACGUGGCCGGGGGCGACAGCGACGGCAACGACGACGACGGGGACAGCUUCGGGGAGGAAGAAUACGCAGCAAUAAAUUCUAUGCUGGACCAGAUCAACUCCUGCUUGGAACACCUGGAGGAGAAGAAUGAUUAUCUACAUGCAAGCUUGAAAGAACUCCUGGAGUCCAACCGCCAGACUCGCCUCGAGUUCCAGCAACAGAAACUAAUGGCAACACAGCACCAUACCUGACAGCGUAAGAAACUCAAGCAAGGGCAGAAUGAUACACUCGACUGCAUCAACAAAAGCCACCAGUUAUGGAAGACUAUCCAGUCAGUCAUGCCAUGGGUUAAACCUUUGCCUGCUUACAGCUUUGCAUAAGAUCAAGGUUUAAUAUCUAGCCUGUGGGCAAGGUAUUUCAUUCAAAAGGCUCUCAAGCUGCUGGCUUCACCUGUGUCUCAUUUUUCCAAGCUGCCUUUCAAAAGCACAGACUCCUACCAUCUGCUCCUACCUGCUGUGAUGGCAAGUGCCACAGCAGCUGUGCCUUUACUCCCAUCACCUGAAGCUUUUUACAUCUGUUCUUCAGCAACAUGCGGGAUGUAUUUAGCUAUGGCCCUCCAUAUAUAUAUUUUGCAGUGGCUCUUUUGUCCCCAUUUCAGCUGGGAUAGUUAAUUUUCUUUCCAGUAGCUGCUGUGUUCUGGAUUUAGCAUGGGAAGAAUGUUGAUAAUACAUUGAUGUUUUUAAUUAUUGCUAAGAAAUAAAGGACUUUUCAACUUCCUGUGAUUUCCAAGUGUACAGGUUCACAACAAGCUGGGAGGAGCACAGCCAGGCAGCUGACCCAAGCUGGCCAGAAAGAUAUUCGAUACCAUGUAAUGUCAUUCUCAGUAAAUAAAUGGGAAGUUGGCUGGGGCCCAGAGCUCACCAAUUCACAGUCAGUGCUUGAGACGGGCUUGUCAUCAGCGGUGAGAAAUGGAAGCUACUGUGCCUCACUUGUUGUGUCUAUUCUUUAUUAUAAUUAUAUCCUUGUU
Cuculus canorus (common cuckoo) is the source of this 1094-nucleotide messenger RNA. RefSeq names its product bublin coiled coil protein (gene BBLN). The coding region runs from base 64 to 318 and encodes 84 amino acids. The transcript has 3 exons. Lineage: Eukaryota; Metazoa; Chordata; Aves; Cuculiformes; Cuculidae. The record is from RefSeq and is a predicted model, not a curated record.